GGUGUGAGCCAAUCAGAAAAACACACCGGCAAUCAGGGGAUUUUGGGGUGGGUUUUUGAUUCCCCCCCCCCUUGCAAGGCUAGUUGGUGCUUAGGUACUUUCUUUUUCUGUUUUGCAAUUGCCCAUGCCUGUAGUGGGUGCUUGGCAAGGGGGGGCGAGCCAGGGGCUUGAACCAUGUUGCAGGGGCGCUCUCGCAAACCGGGGCCGCAACGCUGGGACUGAAAGGGCAGGUUGGCGGUGGACUCGGCGGCUGGGGUGCGUGCCUACUUCUCCGUUCCUGCAAACGCCCCUUGGGCAAUUUGCCUCGCUCUAGAGGGGGGUUGUUGCGACCCGGAGAGCUGGGAGUAGGCAGUCGCUGAAUGUCAUGGCUGACGACAAAGCUGGUCCCAAGGUCUCUAAAAAGGGAAGCUCGCAGUCUGGAAACUCCCGAGGGGAUGCCACGGAGCCCAGCACCCUGUUACAGAAACUGAAGAGCACCAUCUCCAAAUCCGUGCAGAACAAAGUGGACAGCAUUCUGCAAGAUGUGCAGAAAUUUUCCGACAACGAUAAACUCUACCUGUACCUACAGCUGCCGUCUGGUCCGAGUUCUGGGGAAAAAAGCAGCUUGGACCUGAGCUCCCUGAGCACUGCUGAACACAUGCAUGCGUGCAACUGGAUCCGGAAUCACCUGGAGGAACACACGGACACGUGCCUCCCCAAGCAGGAUGUCUACGACACCUACAAGCGAUACUGUGAUAACCUCUGUUGUCGCCCUCUGAGUGCUGCUAACUUCGGGAAGAUCAUCCGGGAGAUCUUCCCGAACAUCAAAGCCAGAAGACUGGGAGGACGAGGACAAUCGAAGUAUUGCUACAGCGGGAUCAGGAGGAAGACAGUGGUCAGCAUGCCACCCCUGCCCAGCCUGGACCUCAAAGUUACCGAUACUUCGGAGCUGACAGACCUGGUGCAGUCGUACCACGACGAGCUGGUGGACGCGGCCUGCGCUCUGACCUGCCACUGGGCUGAGAAGAUCCUCAAGCGCUCCUUCAACAGCAUCGUGGAGGUUGCUCAGUUCCUCAUCCAGCAGCACCUCAUCAGCUCGCGCUCCGACCGUGCGGACCUGGUCAUGGCCAUGGUGGUCUCAGAAAAUUCAGAAAAUAUCCACCGAGACACUCGACCGUCACAAACUGCCAGGAAGAAUGGAUUGGAAACAUCAGACAGCACUGUCAAAACCCAGGCCCAGAACAAAAAGGAGAAUAACUCGAAACCCUCCGUCCCGCCCCGAGCCGAGAGGAAGAAAACCCCAGAGACCCCCAAGCCGGUGAGCAGCCCUCAAGUCAACGCCCUGGUGGCUCGCCUGCCUUUCCUCCUGCCUCGCAUCCAGGCCAGCGAGAGACUGAUGCCGCCGGGUGCCCAGGCCGUGCGCUCCUCCCCUCCCAUCCUGGCGCCCAAGAUCACGGCCACGGCCACGCCCAUCGGGGGCACGGUCAAGAUGGCCGCCCUGCCGCUGCCGGUGGGCACCGCCUCCUCCCUGCCCAUCAACCUGGCGCCAGGCGUGAACGGGGCGGCGGGGCUGGUCAGCCAGCAAGCAGCGGUGCCGGUGAUCAACAUGAUCCUACCCAACGUGCCCGCCAGCGUGAGCAUCCCCGUGGCCGAAAUCCCAGCCAACCCCAAGAGCGCAGCCGGGGGCGGCAGCGAGAGGCACGGCCCCGCCAAAAGCAGCGAGGGGCCGGCCGGCAGCCAGCAGGAGGCGCAGGGAGCCAAAGGGGCCAAACGCCCCCCGGAGUCACCCAGUGAGGCUGCCACCAUCAAGAGGAAGCGCGGUCGGCCCCGGAAGAGGCUGGAUGAGGUGGAGGCCUGUUCGCCGGGUAAAUGUAGCGGCGCGGAGGAGGGGGGUGCCCCUGAGACCGGAGGAGGGGGCGACGCCGGCCACGAGGGUAGCACAUCACGGAGCUCAUUCGUCUCAGGCAGGAAUGGAGGGUCACCCAGCCCGUGUCCCGGAGAGCCGGGAGGGCUCUGUGUGGGGGGCCCGGACAGCUGGGCUAAGGGAGUGUUGCCCGGUGCUGACAACAGAGGCAGCUCGCUGGACACUGAGCGAGCCACGGGCGCCUCCCAGGUGAGCGUCAUCCAGGACAGCCGGUUCAGUGGUCAGAGCCAGCUGAAAGCUGGCGCCCAGGAGCCGGAGCUGGAGGACGAUUUGCAGGUGCAGAUGAACCCAGGCGAGGCUUCUGUACCAGGAUCCCACGGCCCCCAGGAGGGGAGACCUCACCCUCGCUCUCCCUUGGGAGACACCAAACGGGAGAGCCUGGGAAAAAGCCCGGCCUUGCUCCUGCUGUCAGCGAUUUCCGCCCCUGACGACCACGCUCAGUCAUCCGAUUCCAGGAGCUCUCCCGAAUUGCUGUGCUACGCGUCUGGCUCGGACGAGUCGUCGCCGGCGGAUUUGCACUCUGCCGGCGCUAGCGAGGACAAAGCCGCUAGGCGCCAGCGCAGCCCUGCUUCCAAAAGGCUCCACAGCCCCCAGUCCACAGCGGAUCGCCCCUGAGCACGCUCUGUGCAGCGCCCACGCCUCAGCAAGCCGAACUCGUCCUCUGCCCACGCCCAGGAGUGGGCGCUCUGCCACAACCGGAUGCCUUGCAGGGAAGAUUUAAAAAUGAUAUUCAUUUGCUAACUGCCUCCGUCCCUUCCCAGGGCUGCAGAAUAACACCCCUCCUCCCCACCCUCCCUGUUGCCAUGCAAUUAAAUAAAGCCAAUCAUUGCCA
Messenger RNA from Chrysemys picta bellii (western painted turtle), 2735 nucleotides. RefSeq names its product regulatory factor X5 (gene RFX5). NCBI's taxonomy places the organism in Eukaryota, Metazoa, Chordata, Testudines, Emydidae. Gene Ontology annotation, biological process: regulation of transcription by RNA polymerase II. Gene Ontology annotation, molecular function: DNA-binding transcription factor activity, RNA polymerase II-specific; RNA polymerase II cis-regulatory region sequence-specific DNA binding. The record is from RefSeq and is a predicted model, not a curated record.